AUGGCUCCCGCCGUGAUCUUCCCCGAGGGGGAGAACAACCAACCUGAACCUCCUAUACAGGAGGUACCCAGUAAUGUUUCCACCUCCAAACCGACAGCCAAGCGCCAGCGAUGGGCCACCACCCGAGCCGGCGGUGCCGGCGGUGUCAAGAAACGGGUCUCCAUCAUGGAUCGAUUCCAUCAACGCCAACAGCAAAGAGACGAGAAGCGCCGAUCGAACAUGGGCAGUUCGCCCGAGAACGGAUCUACUAGUGGCGAUGAGGGCUCGAAACCCGCCUCGGAGAAUCGGACGAUUUACUUCAAUAUUCCGAUUCCCAGCUCCGAACGCGACGAAGAUGGGCAAUUAAAAGUCAUCUAUCCGAGGAAUAAGAUCCAAACCGCCAAAUAUACACCAUUGACUUUCGUUCCCAAGAACAUCUUCCUGCAAUUUCACAACAUCGCUAAUAUCUACUUCUUGUUUGUCAUCAUUCUCAACUUUUUCCCUAUCUUCGGUGCCAACAAUCCCGGACUGAAUGCUACCCCUCUAAUCGUCAUUAUCGUGAUCACAGCUAUCAAGGAUGCUAUUGAGGAUUGGGGACGAACAGUGUCGGAUAAUCAAGUCAACAACUCGCCAGUAUACCGAUUGAUUGAAUGGAACAAUGUGAAUUCCACGGAGGACAGCAUUGGUCUUUGGCGCCGCAUCAAGAAAGCUUCGACUCGUGGCACCAUUUCUACUUGGAAGUCGAUCAAGGGCACUUUUGCCAAAAAAGACAAGAAUAGGGACGACAUGCAGGUCGCGCGACAGGGUUCCUUCAGCACAAUAAAUGACCCCCGAGCAUCGAUAUACACCACCCGUAACUCUUUGGAGAUUGGCGGGGCGGCUAUCCCGAUGACAGAUGUUCCUUCGCCCCGCCCUGAAGCCCGUGAAGAUUGGCCUAUUCCCAACAAGACCGAAGACAAUUUCCUUUCCCCCAUAAGCCCCAAUCGUGAAAGUUUGAUACAACCAGCGCGGAAGACGGGAAGUAUUAUGGACUUGUCCAAGCAGACCCCAGGUACAGCUCGUUUCAAGCGCGAUGCUUGGAAGAACCUCCAAGUGGGCGACUUUGUUCGGUUGUAUAAUGAGGACCCGAUUCCUGCUGAUAUUGUAAUUCUUUCAACUUCGGAUCCAGACGGUGCGUGUUACGUGGAGACUAAGGGUCUGGAUGGUGAAACAAAUCUCAAAGUCCGCCAGGCUCUCCACUGCAGUCGCCAGGUUCGACACGCUCGGGAUUGCGAAAAGACGGAAUUCAAGAUCGAGAGUGAGGCCCCUCAUCCCAAUCUUUACUCCUACAACGGCGCUAUUCGUUGGGAGCAGCGAGACCCGCUUCACCCGGAGGCCCAGCGCGAGGAGAUGGUUGAGCCCAUCAGCAUCAAUAACCUCCUCCUUCGUGGUUGCUCUCUUCGCAGUACUGAAUGGGUCCUUGGUGUGGUUAUCUUCACUGGUGGCGACAGUAAGAUCAUGCUCAACUCUGGUGCGACCCCCGCGAAGCGUGCCCGUCUUGCCAGAGAUCUGAACUGGAACGUCAUUUACAACUUCGUCAUCUUGUUUAUCAUGUGUCUCAUCGCAGGUAUCAUCAAUGGUAUCAUCUGGGGAUCGUCGGGACAGUCUCUCCAAUUCUUCGACUACGGCUCUUACGGUGGUACACCACCGGUAACAGGAAUUGUCACGUUUUGGACGGCUGUCAUCUUGUUCCAAAAUUUGGUCCCGAUCUCGCUUUACAUCUCUCUGGAAAUCGUCCGCACCAUUCAAGCAGUUUUCAUCCACAGUGACUUGUAUAUGUACUACGAAAGGCUAGGUCUGUACUGCGUCCCGAAGUCGUGGAAUAUCUCGGAUGAUCUCGGGCAGGUGGAAUACAUCUUUUCGGACAAGACGGGUACCCUCACGCAGAACGUCAUGGAAUUCAAAAAAGCCACAAUCAACGGAGUUUCUUACGGUGAAGCUUAUACGGAGGCGCAGAUUGGCAUGAGGCGUCGAGAAGGCGCCAAUGUCGAGGAAGAAAUCGCUCAAGCUCGUGCUAAGAUCGCAGCCGAUGGUAAGCGAAUGCUUGAAGGGCUUCGCCGUGUUCACGACAACCCAUAUCUUCGCGACGAGAACCUCACCUUCAUUGCCCCCAGCUAUGUGGAUGACCUGGAAGGCCGAUCUGGAGAAGAGCAACAGGCGGCAGCCGAGCACUUCAUGUUGGCUUUGGCUCUUUGCCAUUCAGUCAUCACUGAGCAUACUCCUGGCGAUCCUCCGCAGAUCGAGUUCAAGGCUCAGUCGCCUGACGAGGCCGCUUUGGUGAGCACUGCUCGUGACUGUGGCUUUACUGUCCUUGGCCGUUCAGGAGAUGAUCUGCUUCUAAAUGUUAUGGGCCAAGAGCGCACAUACACUGUUCUGAACACUCUCGAAUUCAACUCCUCCCGAAAGCGAAUGAGUGCCAUUGUUCGCAUGCCUGAUGGUACAAUCCGUUUAUUCUGUAAGGGUGCCGAUAGUAUUAUCUACAGCCGUCUAGCCCCUGGUCAACAACAGGAACUACGUCGUCAGACUGCUCAGCACCUGGAAGAGUAUGCCAAAGAGGGUUUGCGGACUCUCUGCGUGGCUGACAAGCUCUUGGAUGAAGAUGAGUACCAUAGAUGGAACAAGGAACACGAUAUUGCCGCUGCAGCAAUUGAGAAUCGUGAGGAGAAACUGGAAGCCGUUUCUAGUGCAAUUGAAAAGGAUCUGACGCUCCUCGGUGGAACUGCCAUCGAAGAUCGACUGCAGGAUGGUGUCCCAGACACUAUCCAGCUCCUGGCCGAUGCUGGUAUUAAGUUGUGGGUCUUGACAGGUGACAAAGUCGAGACCGCCAUCAACAUUGGAUUUUCUUGCAACCUGCUCAACAACAACAUGGAGUUGCUUGUUUUGAAUAUUGGUGAUGUCCCCUCGGCACACCAGGAGCUUGAUAAGCAUCUUGCCGCGUUCGGGAUGACUGGUUCCGACGAAGAGCUCAUCGCUGCGCGCUCGGACCACACUCCUCCUGAAGCGACGCAUGCGGUCGUGGUUGAUGGCGAUACCCUCAAACUGAUGCUUGAUGACGAGCUGAAGCAGAAAUUCUUGUUGCUGUGCAAGCAGUGCAAGUCAGUUCUCUGCUGCCGAGUCAGUCCAGCCCAGAAAGCUGCUGUUGUCAACAUGGUUCGUAAUGGUCUUAACAUCAUGGCCCUCUCAAUUGGUGAUGGUGCCAAUGAUGUUGCCAUGAUCCAGGAAGCUGAUGUUGGUGUUGGUAUUGCUGGUGAAGAAGGUCGGCAGGCCGUCAUGUCAUCUGACUAUGCUAUCGGUCAGUUUAGGUUUCUUCAGCGCCUGCUUCUUGUUCAUGGAAGAUGGGAUUACCGCCGCCUGGGAGAAUGUACAGCCAAUUUCUUCUACAAGAAUUUGGUUUGGACCUUCACGCUUUUCUGGUACUGUAUUUUCAACCAGUUUGACUGUUCGUAUCUCUUCGAUUACACCUACAUUGUGCUGGUCAACUUGGCGUUCACUUCGCUGCCAGUCAUCUUUAUGGGUAUCUUCGACCAGGACGUUGAUGACAAGGUGUCGCUCGCGGUGCCUCAACUUUACAUGCGAGGUAUCGAGCGCAAAGAAUGGUCGCAGCUCAAAUUCUGGUUGUACAUGGGCGAUGGUCUAUACCAGUCUGUCAUUUGCUUCUUCAUGCCUUGGCUGCUCUAUCGAGUCGCUAACUUUGUAAAUCCAACUGGCCGUGAUAUCAACGACACCAGUCGUAUGGGUGUUCUGGUCGCCACUUGUGCAGUCCUUGCCAGUAACCUCUAUGUCAUGAUGAACACGUACCGAUGGGAUUGGUUCACUUGUUUGAUCAAUGCCAUCAGUAACUUGUUGAUCUUUUUCUGGACUGGCGUCUACUCUUCGUUCACCGCAUCCACCACCUUCUACAAGUCAGCUGCUGAGGUUUACGGAGCUUUCAGCUUUUGGGUGGUGCUGCUUCUGACUGUCAUGAUUGCCCUGCUUCCCCGAUUUGCCUACAAUGCUUUCCAAAAGGUGUUUUUCCCUCUGGAUGUGGACAUCAUCCGUGAGCGGGUGACUAUGGGCCAUUUCAAGUACCUGGAUGAUCUUGACAACCUCCAAGAGCUUGCAGAGAUCUCGCUAAAAAAAGAGCAUGAGGCGAAAGUCCCAGCCUCUAGCGACUCGGCAACAUCCUCGGAACUCGCUAAGCCCAUUCAGCCUGCGAUGAAAGAAGAUCCCUCGAUCCCAGAUGAUGAUCGGCCAUUUUAUCCCACUACUAUGGCUACUCGUCACAACCCUCGCAGUCAGAAUGGAAGCAAUGGUACAAACUACACUGGCAGCCUUGAUCAAAACCCACGUCCACAGUCCGUGGACUACGUACGCCGAUCGCAGGAACGAACCCGGCACUCCUUCGAGCAGUCGGAUGACUUUAACAACAUGAGCAAACAUGCUCAGUAUCACCAGGCUUCAUUCCAGCAGCCUCAGUACCAGCAACCCUCGUAUCAGCAGGCUCAUAUGAACCACCAUGCUCAAAACCCGUUUCAAACACCGGAUGAGCAAAACUUUGCACAUAAUGUGAUCUGA
Penicillium chermesinum is the source of this 4572-nucleotide messenger RNA. RefSeq lists its product as uncharacterized. Lineage: Eukaryota; Fungi; Ascomycota; Eurotiomycetes; Eurotiales; Aspergillaceae. The record is from RefSeq and is a predicted model, not a curated record. Gene Ontology annotation, cellular component: plasma membrane. The transcript is spliced from 3 exons. Gene Ontology annotation, molecular function: ATP hydrolysis activity; ATP binding; magnesium ion binding. Gene Ontology annotation, biological process: phospholipid translocation. The coding region runs from base 1 to 4572 and encodes 1523 amino acids.